Messenger RNA from Linnemannia hyalina, 1233 nucleotides. The record is from the annotation of a GenBank genome assembly. NCBI's taxonomy places the organism in Eukaryota, Fungi, Mortierellomycota, Mortierellomycetes, Mortierellales, Mortierellaceae.
AUGAACAGUGUCAAAUCAAGCAUGAAGAUGAACAGUCCUCUGCCCAAGGACCUUGCCGACCCCAUCGCAGCAAAAGGCGUCGACAACAUUAUUCCGACUGACAUUCUCUCCAAAGCUCAAGGACUCGCUAUUUUUACCGUCGUCAAAGCAGGAUUCCUCUUUUCAGGCAGAGCGGGCUCUGGUAUCGUUGUUGCUCGUCUCGAGGAUGGCUCCUGGUCUGCACCGUCAGCCAUUGGAACCGGCGGCAUGGGCUUUGGAGGACAGAUUGGAGCAGAGAUCACAGACUUUGUCGUCGUUUUGAACAACAAAAUGGCUGUCAGGUCUUUUGCCACAGGCGGAAACGUCACUCUUGGAGGCAACUUGUCUGUUGCUGCUGGACCUAUUGGUCGUACAGCUGAGGCUGGAGCUUCUGCCAGUGUCAAGAGCGUUGCUGCCAUCUACUCUUACAGCAAAUCCAAGGGUCUCUUUGCAGGUGUGUCGAUUGAGGGAUCGGUCAUUGUAGAGAGAAAGGAUGCCAACGAGGCCUUCUAUCGUCAAAAAGUCUCUGCCGCAGAGUUGCUUUCGGGAUCCAUCACUCCUCCUCCUCAGGCCGAUAUUCUCUACAGAGCUCUCAACAGCAGAGCCUCGGGAGGCGCUGUCUAUGGAAUCCACCGUGCACCGUCGUCUGCAACAGGAUACGGUGAUGACUCUUUGUCUGCCUCGCCAGGUAUUGGGCGCAGUGUCAGCGUUUCAAGCGCAGGACGGUAUGGCAACCCUGGUGGAUAUGGUGGUAGCCAGACUGGACUGGGACGGUCGGCAUCGAAUGCAGCUAGCUACAACAACAAUAACAACAACAGCAACGGCAACAACUAUAACGGCUUCCAGGGCGCAUCGUUGGCAGAGGAGAAGGAGCGGGAAAGCGAAGCAGACGCUCUUCCUCGCUACACACCAUCAGCUGUGCGCAAGCCCAUUGCUGGCCGAGUCUCGACAGACAACAGCGGCUACCCGGCAACACACAACCAGAACAUAGCCAACAUUGCCAACUCGACAGGACCCAGGAUUCCUCCCCGCAUUGGUGCCAAGCCUGACGUUGUGACGGCAUUGUUUGACUACAAUGGUGAACAGCCAACGGAUCUGUCGUUCAAGAAGGGCGAUGUGAUUACUGUUGUCAAGAAGACGGACAGCCGCAACGACUGGUGGACAGGAAAGUGUCAUGGCAAGGAAGGAUCCUUCCCUGCCAACUACACCCAGUAA